CCAUGCAAAAUGAAAAUAAAUAAAUAAAAACAUGUCUUUUGUGUGUAACUAAUAACAAUGUAGUAUAUUCUGUCCAGAGCUGAAACUCUGGGCUUAAAUUUUACCCAAAUGCUUUGUCCAUCCCCGCGUGCGCGUGACGUUUGUAACGCGCAUCAUCACCCCGCCGGUAGCUCUUUUCUCUCGCUCUCUCUCGUGCCUGCGCUUUGUUCAUUGACUGUCUGCUGAAGAGUGUGGAUGUGAGACCGAGCAGCUUCUGUUCGUGUGAAAAAAAACUUGUUAAAACUUAACAUUUAUGGCACAUAUUAUGUCGGAGUAAAGUUUAACACGAAGUAUAAUUUAUUUGUAAAUAAAUAUUAAGUUGUCACUCAUUUAAAGGCUUUCAAAGACUCCUUAUGUCUCUCCGUGGAGGAACAGGGGAACAGGGAGGUGUGCGCGUUCGUUUCUACCUGAGAACAGGUAGUGCAACUGGGAAACUGGCUAUACAAAAGAUAUAAAAUGAAUGAAACUCUGGACCCAAACAUUACCUUCGUGGAUGACGGUAACUGGACUUUUCCAAAUGGCUCCAGUGAACUCUUCUUACGUCAGAACAACAUCACAUAUGUUGGAUAUUACUUGCAUCAGCCAUCAGUAGCAGCAAUAUUCAUAGUGUCGUACCUGCUCAUAUUUGUGGUCUGCAUGGUUGGAAAUGGAGUGGUGUGCUUCAUAGUCUUACGGAGCAGAAACAUGCGCACCGUCACCAACCUCUUCAUCCUCAACCUUGCCAUCAGUGACCUUCUUGUUGGGAUUUUUUGCAUGCCGACAACUCUUCUUGACAACAUUAUUACAGGCUGGCCAUUUGGAAGCAUGGUCUGCAAAAUGAGUGGGAUGGUCCAGGGCAUAUCCGUCUCAGCCUCCGUGUUCACCUUGGUUGCUAUAGCAGUUGACAGAUUUAGAUGUAUUGUGUACCCCUUCAAGCAAAAGUUGACGAUAUCAACAGCCACCCUUAUCAUAGUCAUCAUCUGGGUCCUGGCCGUGACAAUCAUGUGCCCCUCUGGUGUCAUGCUUCAGGUGACUAAAGAACAAACCAUCCGUGUUUUCUUGGGAGACGGCAACAGAACAAGCCCUUUUUACUGGUGCAGAGAAAACUGGCCCAACCAAGGGAUGAGGAAGAUCUACACCACAGUUCUGUUUGCCAAUAUUUACCUGGCUCCUCUAUCACUCAUCGUGAUCAUGUAUGCAAGGAUUGGGAUCACUCUGUUUAAAACGGCAAUGCCGACCAGAGCAAAACCUGGCCGCGAUAACCGUCAUUCUGUUUCAAAGAAAAAACAAAGAGUAAUCAAAAUGCUUCUCAUCGUGGCCUUGCUCUUUAUCCUAUCCUGGUUGCCACUGUGGACAUUGAUGAUGCUGACAGAUUAUGUCAGGCUUACCCAACACCAGUACAGGCUUAUUAACAUCUACAUCUACCCUUUUGCCCACUGGCUUGCCUUUUUCAACAGCAGCGUCAACCCAAUAAUUUACGGGUUCUUCAAUGAAAACUUCCGCCGUGGAUUUCAGGCCGUUUUUAAGUUUGGGCUGUGCCCUGUUGGCGGUCAACGUCGGACCUAUUCCCACAGGAUGCAAGGGAAUUCUGUGAGGCCGGUAAAUCCUCAACCUUCAACAGAGCCCAUCUCUCUUAACAGCCUGGAUAAUAGCUCACGGAGGAUAAAUCAUGUCAACGAGCAAGAUUUAGUGAUGGAGGAUUUAGAGAAAGUUUCUGAAUGCAGUUUGGAAGGAGCUUCUCUUUAAAGAGGUGAAGCUGUGCGGUGACAAUUUUUCAUAUCAAAUUACAGAAUAUGAUUUACCAACAUUUAAAAAAAAAAAAGAAAUAUUGUUAAAAUGCCAUUGUGUGACUUUUUUGCUGCUAACAUGAAUGUAUAUGUUAAUGUGUUUAAAUAAGGCUGGAUACAACCAACAAUUUAUCAAUUUGUCAAGUCUUAAAACUAUCAGUAUUUUUUUAAAAGAAGAAAAUUUAUAAAUAAAAAAUUGUAACAUAAUUGUAAAUAACUGUCAGACAGUAUAAUAAUUUAUAUAAAAAAUAUUUACUUUUAUCUAAUAUUUAUGUCUAAUAUGUUUAUUUACACAUUUACUGGUAUACCAGUAUAAAAAUCCGUUUGAAGUUUUUUGUUAUUUACGUGAAAUUAUCAGCAGCAGAACAUCUGUCGUAAUCCAGAAUUACUAAUUGUUUCUGGAUUACAAAUUGGAAUUUUAGGCUCAGUGUCCUAAUCAUACUGAUAAGAUACAGUAUGUGGCAAGAAAAAAUAUCCUACUGAUCGCUACCUUUUGUGAAUUAAAUUUGUAGGCAGAUUUGUUUUAUUUUAUUUGUUGUACAAAACACUGCUGUACAUUUUUUUUCACUUAGGAUGAACUUGCAGUGAAACUUUGACAUUGGUCAGAAUUAAUGGUAAUGACAUGUGAUCUGACUGUUUGCCAGAGCAGUAUCGUGGCAGCUUUGAAUACCACAUCAUACUGCUUGUACUUGCCUGUACUUCAGUGUCAACCUAUCCUCCAACCUUUUACGUCUUUUGUUACCCACAUUUUUCUAAUUUAGCGUCUACCGACAGCAGGUGAAAGUUCAUAAAUUGUGGUUUGAAAUUAUGAUGGCAUGUUUGGUGGGAUAUAAAAUUAACCAAUAAACUCUUUCCCCGCCAGCGUUUUUUAAGAAAGUUGCCAGCCAGUCACAACAUUUUUUUAAUGAUUUUCACAAAAGUCUCAUCCUACCUUCAUCCUACCUUUUUAUCACAUCUCAAAUAUGGGUAGGUUUCUUCAAAAACACCAAAUUUUGGAGCAAAAAGCUGAGAUAAUUAAACUUUUGUGAAGGACUUUUGAUAGAGAUCAGGGGUGCGUUCUCCGAUAACGUUGUCUCUUAGCGCGCUAGGAAGACUCUUAAGUUAAACCUUAACUACAGGUAUACCUUUCCUACGUGUGUUCUCCGAACUAUACCUUAGGAUGUUGCUUAAGGUAAACCUUCUUAAGUUCGACCUUAGUGGGUGCUGUCCAUGGUGGAGGUGCUGGAUAGGUUGAUAUCGAUUGCUCGACAAUCAAUUAUUCACUUCAUGUAAUAGGUUUCGCUGCGUUAUGAGAUAGCGGUGUUAUUUAUUAAAGAAACAUUUCAGAAAUAGAUCAAGUUACAUUUAUUAGGA
This is a messenger RNA of Misgurnus anguillicaudatus (oriental weatherfish), 3158 nucleotides long. It is a transcript of the gene npffr2a, whose product is annotated as neuropeptide FF receptor 2a. Gene Ontology annotation, cellular component: plasma membrane. Gene Ontology annotation, molecular function: neuropeptide receptor activity; peptide binding; opioid receptor binding. The record is from RefSeq and is a predicted model, not a curated record. NCBI's taxonomy places the organism in Eukaryota, Metazoa, Chordata, Actinopteri, Cypriniformes, Cobitidae. Gene Ontology annotation, biological process: G protein-coupled receptor signaling pathway; regulation of adenylate cyclase activity; regulation of MAPK cascade.